This is a messenger RNA of Aureococcus anophagefferens, 1086 nucleotides long. RefSeq lists its product as hypothetical. Bases 1 to 1086 code for a protein of 361 amino acids. Lineage: Eukaryota; Pelagophyceae; Pelagomonadales; Pelagomonadaceae. The transcript has a single exon. Gene Ontology annotation, cellular component: cytoplasm. Gene Ontology annotation, biological process: 'de novo' pyrimidine nucleobase biosynthetic process; pyrimidine nucleotide biosynthetic process. Gene Ontology annotation, molecular function: dihydroorotase activity. The record is from RefSeq and is a predicted model, not a curated record.
AUGCAGACUCUCACGUUAACCAAGCCCGACGACUGGCACCACCACCUGCGCGACGGCGCGGCGCUGGCGACGACGGUGCCCUUCGCCGCGCGGUCCUUCGGGCGCGCCAUCGCCAUGCCGAACCUGAGCCCGCCGGUGACGACGGCGGCGCUGGCCGUCGCCUACCGCGAGCGCAUCCUCGCGCACCUGCCGCCCGGGUCGGCCUUCGAGCCGCUCAUGACGCUCUACCUCACGGAUUUCACGACGCGCGCGGACGUCGCCGCCGCCGCCGACAGCGGCGUCGUCGCGGCGUGCAAGCUCUACCCCAAGGGCGCGACGACGAACUCGCACGGCGGCGUCAGCGACGUCGCGAAGAUCGCGGACGCGCUCGACGAGAUGGAGAAACGGCAAUUGCUCCUGCUGGUCCACGGCGAGGCGACGGGCGACGUCGACAUCUUCGACCGCGAGCCGACGUUCCUCGAGGACACGUUCAAGCCCGUCGCGCGGCGCUACCCGAACCUGCGGAUCGUGCUCGAGCACGCGUCGACGAAGGAGGCCGCGGCCUACAUCUUAAACGGCCCGCCGAACGUCGCGGCGACGGUGACGCCCCAGCACCUCCUCUUCAACCGCAACGACAUGCUCGCGGGCGGCCUCAAGCCGCACCUCUACUGCAUGCCCAUCCUCAAGGCCGAGGCGGACCGCGCGGCCAUGGCCGCGGCCGUGACGUCCGGGAGCCCCAAGUUCUUCCUGGGCACGGACAGCGCGCCCCACGAGUACCUCAAGAAGGAGAGCGCGUGCGGCUGCGCGGGCGUCUUCUCCGCGCACGCGCCCCUCGAGCUCUACGCGCUCGCCUUCGAGCGCGCCGGCGCGCUCGACAAGCUCGAGGGCUUCGCGUCCUUCCACGGGCCCGACUUCUACGGCCGGCCCCGGAGCGCGGAGACCGUCGCGCUGCGCCGGGAGGCCUGGACGGUCCCCGCGGAGUACCCGUUCGCCGAGGGCCGCCUCGUGCCCCUCAUGCACGGCGAGGAGCUCCCCUGGAAGCUCGACGCGCCGCCGGCGGCGCUCCCGGGCCCCCGGUGCCCCGCCGCGAAGAAGCCGCGGACGUAA